Molecule: messenger RNA, 2290 nt
Organism: Zootoca vivipara (common lizard)
Lineage: Eukaryota; Metazoa; Chordata; Lepidosauria; Squamata; Lacertidae
Gene: CITED2
Product: Cbp/p300 interacting transactivator with ED-rich tail 2
Biological process (GO): left/right pattern formation; sex determination; regulation of DNA-templated transcription
Cellular component (GO): nucleus
Molecular function (GO): transcription coactivator activity
Source: RefSeq, a predicted model, not a curated record
UGCUCCAGGUUUUACUUCUGGUUGCCUGUGAAGGCUUUCGCUCCUCCCUUUUGAAAUCCUAUAUUAGCUGUGGCCAAAGCUGGGUAGGAAAUACAGCUCAUUGUUGGCAAGUGCUGAUGAGAAACGCGCCGAGGAGGGAGAGCAGCGGCUUUGAGACUGGUUUAUGCAGCAGCAGCAGCAGGAGGAAUAGCAAUAAUAUAAAGAUUAUACUCCACUUACGCGAGCACAGAGGAGGGGAAAAGACAACCGCUUGCUCUAUGCUGGGAGAUCUUUACUGACUGAUUUUAGCAACACGUUUGGAGCAAACAGGAGAGAGGGCGUGAGGCUGGAAAUGGCAGACCACAUGAUGGCCAUGAACCACGGGCGCUUCCCCGACGGAACCAAUGGGCUUCAUCACCACCCAGCGCAUCGAAUGGGAAUGGGUCAGUUUCCCACCCACCACCACCACCAGCAGCAGCAGCAGCAACAUGCCUUCAGUGCCUUGAUGAGCGACCAUAUACAUUACGGAGGUGGAAAUAUGAAUGCAAACAGUGGGAUCCGGCACGCCAUGGGGCCGGGGAACGUGAACGGGGGCCACCCUCCCAGCACCCUGCCUCCGGCGGCGAGGUUUAACAAUUCCCAGUUCAUGGCUCCUACGGUUGCCACCCAGGGGGGGCCCUUGACAGCCAGCAUGCAGCUGCAGAAGCUCAACAACCAGUACUUCAGCCACCACCCGUACCCUCACAACCACUACAUGCCGGACUUGCACCCUGCCAGCCACCAGCUCAACGGAGCCACCCAGCAUUUCAGAGACUGCAACCCAAAGCACGGCGGAGGCAGCGGAGGCGGAGGCAGCGGCGUGCCGGCCUCUGUGCCCCACGUCCCUGCAGCAAUGCUGCCUCCCAAUGUCAUAGACACUGACUUCAUUGACGAGGAGGUGCUUAUGUCCUUAGUCAUAGAAAUGGGCUUGGAUCGCAUCAAGGAGCUUCCUGAGCUGUGGUUGGGACAGAACGAGUUUGAUUUCAUGACGGACUUCGUUUGCAAACAGCAGUCCAGCAGAGUGAGCUGCUGACUUCUUGCCAAACAAGAUGACUUUUUUUAUCUGUAUGAAUGAAAACAUUCCCUCUAGACACAGUAUUUCAAAGGCUUUUAAGAGCUCAAGUAUCUGGGAAGCAGAGUAAACUAUAAGCUUGUAUAAUUGUUUCCCCCUUUUAAAUUUGCUGCCACUUUUUUUUUCCCUUAAACGUGGACACUCCAUUAAGCCCUCCCCUUCCCUAUAAUAAUUUUAUCUGAUUCAUUCUUUUUUAGUAAUUCCUCAGCUAUAAUUUCUUCACUGGCAACAUACCAAUUAUGUCAACUGUUAGAUAUGAAUAUUGGCAAAGUGCUUAAUAUUGUGGAUUUUCUAUAGGCUAUCAUUUCAGAUGACUGAAAACUGCAUUCAAAUUCUAAGUUGAAGGACAAAAAUAUUGCAUUAGUUGGUUGCAUGAACUUCAGGGUAGAUUCCUGCACAAAUACUGCCCUCUUGCUUUGUUUUUAACUAUGCAUUUGCAGUGAAACUUUUUUUUUUUAGUCUGCUGAACUGGAAGCUUAACAGAUGUGGGCCAAACCCUCUCUGAUCAGGAAAAAUAGUACUGUUACUUAAACUCUGCUGUCUGCUCUCUUUCUUUCCUCCCCCCCAUCUGUACAGACAAUAAUAUAGUGUGAAUGGAAUGGUGUCUAGUUGUUGGGGAAAGCAUUUCAUAGGAUUUUAUUUUAUUCUGGUUCUAUCGUCAACAUAUUUUCAUUUUGGCAUUGUGCUUACAUCGUUUAUUCAGUACGGGGGGCAAACUACUGUGUUGAAAGCUUUUUAGGAAAUUUGACAGUAUUUUUGUACAAUUUUUUGAGAACAUACUUGUUAAUUUAUUCUAUUUUAAUUUGCCAAUGUCAAUAAAAAGUUACAUGCUUUAAUUUUUUCUAGAUACCAGUUACCAUUUUUUUUCCUUUAAAUUUUAAUUUUUUUCUCUUCUCCACCUCACAAAUGUUUGAUACAUAUAACCCAUUUAACUUGUUGAACUGUUGGGUUGUGUGAAACAUUCUGAAAGAAAAUCUACAUGACACCAUUGUAUGCUAUAUGUCAUGAUCAGUGCAGAAAGUUUUUUUUAAAAAGGAUUUAAGCCUAAUUAUGACACCAGUCUCAUGAAUAACAUUGUAACAUGCCUGUGUGAUUUUAUCUAAAGUGAAAUUGCCAAGAGGCAACAACUUUGUGAUUUGCCAAUUUACUUGCUUUAAAUGUAGUCGUCCAGAAUUAUGAUGCAUAAAAGUAUUUAUUCUA